Oncorhynchus nerka (sockeye salmon) is the source of this 5293-nucleotide messenger RNA. RefSeq names its product SON DNA and RNA binding protein a (gene sona). Gene Ontology annotation, biological process: regulation of cell cycle; regulation of mRNA splicing, via spliceosome. NCBI's taxonomy places the organism in Eukaryota, Metazoa, Chordata, Actinopteri, Salmoniformes, Salmonidae. The coding region runs from base 197 to 4381 and encodes 1394 amino acids. The record is from RefSeq and is a predicted model, not a curated record. The transcript is spliced from 8 exons. Gene Ontology annotation, molecular function: RNA binding.
UUACGGGGUCCCCCAAACUGUCAUGGCGUCCUAGGAAGAUGGCGACUGCCAUACAACAGGCUUUCCUGGAGUAUCUAAUAAUUUAAAUUCAAGGCAUUGGAGACAUAGCUAGUGACAGAGGGCAAAGAGAACGGUGGACUGACUGCCAGGGGCCAGCGAUUUUUAGGCCAUCAAUCACCCCCACAGAGCUGAUAAAAUGGAGUGUGCAGUUGACACACAGCCAGGCGGGGACGAGGCUGCAGAGCAAGAACACACUCUGGAGGAAACAUCUGCAAAGGAAGGAAGUGAGACACCGCAGAAGAAGAACAAGAAGCACAAAAAACACAAGAGCAAGAAGAAGAAGAAGAAACGUGGCAAGGGAGAGAGAGAGACGAGCUCAGAGUCGGCCCCAGAGUCCGACGUAGAAAAGCAGCCAAUCAGAACCAGAGCAGGCUUGAGGAGUGCUGGCCCAGUGGCCUCCGAUACAGGAGUAGACACGAAAGAGGAGGCAACAAAGGACUUGAUCACAGCUAUACCUGAGGUAGAAGGUGACAUUAAAGCCAGAAAACACAAAAGACAUGCUGGGAAAAAGAAGAGAAAAAGGAGGAGAAAAGGGGAAGAAAAGCAGGAGAAGAACUCUUCUUCACACUCCCUAUCAGAGAGCGAAUCUAUGUCAGGAACAGAUUCUGAGUCUGAGGGGAAGCCAGCUGGCAUGGUAGUGCAGGCUGUUCCCAUGCAGUCUAAGGCCAGGCAAGAGGAGCGAGUUCCCUCCCUAUGCAUCACUUUGGCCCAAAAAGAGGAAUCUCUGAAAGUGAUGCGUCAACCCUCAGAUAAUGAGUCUGCGGAUGCAGGAGGAAAGACAGAAGAGAAGGUUUCCCCUGCUAACAGGGAGAACCAAACCAUCUCUGUCACAAAGCCGGAAGAUCCACGGAGCGACGGGAGCUUCAGCCACACCCAGGAGCUUCCUGACAUCAUCCCCAAGCAGGAUGGCCAGAAGGAGGAAACCAACCCAGAGCAGAGGUCAAAGGUGAAGAACCAGGCUCCCUCCAGGUCAAGGUCAGGGUCGCUGACAGACACUAAGAUGGCUAGAUCAAGUCUUAGUCGUUCGCCAAGCCCUAAGCGGUCCAGAUCAAGUCGCAGUCGUUCACAAAGCCCCGCGGGAUUGUCUAGUCAGCCUGUGUCUGGCAGAGGCAGGUCUCGAUCUGGCUCAAAAAGCAUGACUCCCAAGAGGAAGCAGUCCAAGUCCCCCAAAAGGACAACACGCAAGUCCCCAUCUCUGUCCCCCAGGACAAGACGCAAGUCCCCAUCUCUGUCCCCCAGGAGAGGACGCAAGUCCCCAUCUCUGUCCCCCAGGAGAGGACGCAAGUCCCCAUCUCUGUCCCCCAGGAGAGGACGCAAGUCCCCAUCUCUGUCCCCCAGGAGAGGACGCAAGUCCCCAUCUCUGUCCCCCAGGAGAGGACGCAAGUCCCCAUCUCUGUCCCCCAGGAGAGGACGCAUGUCUCCCAAGAGGGGACGCAAGUCCCCUUCUCUGUCCCCUAAGAGACGACGUAUGUCUCCUCUGUCCCCCAGGAGAGGACACAAGUCAUCUCCUCUGUCACCCUGGAGAGGACGCAAGUCUCCUUCUCUGUCCCCUAGACGAGGGCGCAAGUCGUCUCCUCUGUCCCCUAGACGGGGGCGCAAGUUGUCUCCUCUGUCCCCUAGACGAGGGCGCAAGUCGUCUCCUCUGUCCCCUAGACGAGGGCGCAAGUUGUCUCCUCUGUCCCCUAGACGAGGGCGCAAGUUGUCUCCUCUGUCCCCUAGACGAGGGCGCAAGAUGUCUCCUCUGUCCCCUAGACGAGGGCGCAAGAUGUCUCCUCUGUCCCCUAGGAGAGGGCGCAAGUUGUCCCCUUCUCUGUCCCCUAGGAGAGGGCGCAAGUUGUCCCCUUCUCUGUCCCCUAGGAGAGGGCGCAAGUCCUCUCCUUUGUCCCCUAGAAGAGGACGCAAGUCUCUGUCUAAAUCCCCUAGGAGAGGACGCAAACUGUCUCCAUCUCCCAGACGAGGGCGGCGGUCUGAGUCCAGGUCACAUGGCUGUGUCAGAAGGUCGAGGACCAGAACCCCCCCCCCUCGUCGAGGUAGACGUCCGUGGUCCCGCUCGCCUGUGAGGCAGACUCGCCGUUCACGCUCCAGAUCUAGACGGCUCCAUCGCUCCCGGUCAAUGAGGAGAGGACGGCAUUCCCAGAGCAGCUCCCCGUCUCGCAGAAAGAGGUCCCCCCCAAGGACACGACGGUCCCGGUCUCCGGUCAGGAGAGGUAGGCGGACUCGUUCCCGCUCCGUCGUGAUCCUGAAGAGGAACAGGAAAGGUUCAAGGUCCAAAUCCCCACGGGGCAAGGACAACAAGUCCCGCUCCCGGAGCCGCAGGAUAUCCAGGUCACCAGUUAAGAAAAUAUGUUCUAGAUCACCGAAGCGGAGCAGGACAAAGUCCAGAUCCCCAGGACGCAGUAAACCAUCAACAUCACGAUCACUAUCGCCGCGUAACCAGUCCAAGUCUCAUACUCCUAAAUCCAAAUCCCAGAAAAUAAACAAGCGUUCAAUGUCAAAAUCACCCACCAGCGACAAAUCCAAGUCUGUCUCAAGCGACAGGCAAUCUGAGAGCGUAUCCCCAGAACGCUCAAGAUCCAGGUCUACUGCCAAGGACCUAAAGUCUCCAAAAAUGGCUGACAAGCAUACUGCAGACACGACUGUGAAUAAUGAAGCGUCUACUAAGCCUGUUGGGGAAGCUGUAGCUGCAGCAGAGCCCUGGAAGCCCCUCGCUUUGGCUGCUGCCUCCAGAUCUACCACACAGGGCAAGCCAAUGGCUGGGCAUGCUGAAGAGAGCACCUCUGAGAUUCCAUCUGAAGACCAUGACUCUGCAGAAGAAGAGCCAAAGGUGGCAAGAAGCCCAACAAGCUCCUCUGAAGAAGAACCGGAUGAGCAUGCUACGUCCAGGUCUGUUUCACCAGAGACUGUUCCUGCUGAUCGCCGCUCCAGGUCCUCACCUUCUAAAUCUCCCAUUAAGAAGACAUUUUCAAAACAACGGCAGUCCUCAACUUCAGCGUCUCCUAGUAGGAAGUCCCGAUCACCUGCUGGUAGGAAGAUGUCCACCUCUCCCUCAUGGAGGUGCUCCCGGUCCAAGUCCAUCUCUCCCUCUCAGUCCAAGUCUGCCUCCAGAAGGAGACGUUCCAAGUCCCCAGCCAGGAAAAGGAAGUCUGUCUCCCCGCCUACCAGACGGAAGAAGAGGUCUAAGUCCAGAAGUCCGGCCCGGCGCAGGAGAUCACGGUCUAAGUCACCGGUACGUCGCAGGAAGUCACGUUCCAAGUCCAGAGUCAGGACCAAACGCUCUAAGUCCCGCUCCCCAGCCAGAAGGAAGAGGUCCAAGUCUGCAGACAGGAGCAAACGCUCCAAGUCUCGUUCUCCAGGCCGGAGGAGAAGGUCCCGCUCCGGGUCGCGGCGGCGUCGGCCCGUCAUGCGGAAUCGCUCGUUUGACCGACGCGACCGAUGGAAACGGGAACCAAGCCACUCUCCAAUCCUCAUCCUCCGCAAGCGCCGUUCCACAUCUCGAGGCCGCCGCAGUGCCAGCAAGACCCCUCCUCGUCUCACUGAGCUGGACAAAGACCAGCUCCUGGAGAUAGCGAAGGCCAAUGCAGCAGCCAUGUGUGCUAAAGCAGGUGUGCCCAUCCCAGAGAGUCUGAGACCCAAGGCCAUCCUCCAGCUGCCCCUGCCCAACCCAGCCCCAACUCCCCUGAAUCUGCCUCUUCCCCUGCCGUUGCCUCUCAACAUGCCCGGCAUGGGCAUGCCCAAUAUGCCCAACAUGAACAUGCACAUGCCCAACAUGCACAUGCCCAACAUGCACAUGCCCAACAUGCACAUGCCCAACAUGCACAUGUCCAACAUGCCCAACAUGAACAUGCCCAACAUGAACAUGCCCAACAUGAACAUGCCCAACAUGAAUAUGAGUAUGCCCAAUAUGAAUAUGCCUAAUAUGGGCAAUAUGUCCAAUAUGGCCAUGAGUGCUGCCAUGGCCAGUAUGACAGCUGCCACCAUGACUGCAGCCCUCACCAACAUGGCCCAGAUGUCAAACAUGCCCCAGAUGGCCCCCCUCCCCACUAUCACCAACAAGCCCCAGAUGGCCCCCCUCCCCACCAUCACCAACAAGCCCCCUCCUAGCCAGGUUCCCCAAACAACCCUUCCCCCUCUUAACCUGGACCACAUAGAGGAAGUGAAGAGGAAGGUGACUCAGCAGGCCAACAUAUACAGCAUCAAGGAGCUCACUGAGAAAUGUAAGAUGAUAGCGGCGAGUAAAGAGGAGAUGGCCAUAGCGAAGCCACACGUGUCUGAUGACGAAGAUGAGGACAGGAAGCCACGCGGCAAGAGCUUCCUCAGUUAACUUUUAUUUGGGGCGGAUCACAUGAGGCGAAAGGCUCCCCAUGGAAACAUCACCGGGCGGACAGGAGUGCGGGUUGUUGUGGUUACAGAGAAGGAACAGUGUCAGAUACUGCCAGCCCCUUUUCCCUGGACAAUCAUUCCCUCCCCCAGCCCCUCCCAUCAUGCUCUAGUUGUCUGGGUUUCCACAUGCUUCCAAAGCCACGGUUGGAUUCCAAAGCUACAAAGUAAAAAUUGGCUACAAAAAUGAGCUUUUUGGUCUUCAUUUAGGAUUAGGCAUAAAGUUAGGAGUAUGUUUCAAAUCAAAUUUGAAGAAGAAAUUGUACAAAUGCGUGGGGUUUAGCCAUAAUUAUGACUUCGUGGCUAUGGAAGCUAGUGACGACCCAUUGGACAGAUUGGAGUGUACAGUGUGGUUACUCCUAGCUUCUGCACAUUGGUCAGACCGCUGUCUGGACAAUGACUGAAGAUAAAUGAAAGAAGGAACACACUUUCAAAUUUUGUCGACUCUUUCUAAUGUUAAACUUUUUGUGUUUAGUUUUUGUGUUCAGUGAUUAAAUUACCAGCUCACGGUUCCUUUAGUGACAUUUUAACCUGUGAGUGAACUGCUAGGACUGCCCUCGGUGCGCGCACCCACAGAUGUCAGUAAUAUGAUGGUCAGCUGUUUUUGUAGUGAUGGGCAGACUGACCAGGUGUCUCCAUUGAGAAGACAAACUGAUCAGGGCUUUGGAGGAUCCACUCUUAAUGUUUUGUCACUUCUAGUAUUUCUCUAUGGUGUUUUUCUGUUAAAUACCUGAUGUAAUCUUUAGCUAUUUUAAUGACUUAAAAUACAUUUUAGGAUUUCCUUGGUCAGUAGGGUAUUAUUUGGCUGGCUUUGUACAUAAUGUAUUGAUGAUUAUUAAAGGAAACCAGAAAAUUA